Molecule: messenger RNA, 4094 nt
Organism: Nematolebias whitei (Rio pearlfish)
Lineage: Eukaryota; Metazoa; Chordata; Actinopteri; Cyprinodontiformes; Rivulidae
Product: protein jagged-2
Exons: 26
Coding region: 124-3858 (1244 amino acids)
Biological process (GO): Notch signaling pathway; cell communication; multicellular organism development
Cellular component (GO): cell surface; plasma membrane; signaling receptor complex
Molecular function (GO): calcium ion binding; Notch binding
Source: RefSeq, a predicted model, not a curated record
AGCUGCGGAGGGAAGAGCACCGACAGCUGCUGCGCGCGUCCCGCACUGCAGCCCCGCAUCCCUGAGAGGACAGGACAGGACAGGACAGGAGAGGACAGCCUGGCUGGAGCAGCAGCUGCAGACAUGUGGACUAACACCGGGAAAGUCUUCUGGGUUUGUCUCCUCGCGACUCUCCGGCUGGAGGCGCCCCAGGCCUCGGGGUUCUUUGAGCUGCAGCUGGUCUCUGUGGAGAACCCCGGAGGUCGGCUCCUGAGCGGGGACUGCUGUGACCCGGAGCCCGGUUCAGAGGACGACGGCUGCGGUCCGGACGAGUGCGACACCUCCAUCCGGGUCUGCUUGAAGGAGUACCAGAAGGAGGUCACGACCUCUGGACCGUGCACGUACGGCUCGGAGACCACCAAGGUGAUCGGAGGGAACAGCUUCCAGCUCCGGGGCGGACAGAAAAUUGGACCGAACCGGAACAACGACGCAGGACGGAUCCUCAUCCCGUUCCAGUUCGCUUGGCCGCAAGACUUCACAGUGAUGGUGGAGGCAUGGGACGAGGACAACAGAACGCACAGUGGUGACGAGGAUCUUCUGAUUGAGCGCAGCGUCUACAAAGGGAAGAUUAACCCCGGAGAGGAGAGGCAGACGGUGGAACAUAAAAGCUUGAUCGCCACCAUUAGAUACACCAUCCGAGUGCGCUGCGACGAGCACUACUACGGCCCCAGGUGCAACACGGUGUGUCGUCCACGCGACGACUACUUUGGCCAUUACGUGUGCGACCAGUCUGGAAAGAGACGAUGUAUGGACGGCUGGACGGGAGAAGACUGCAAGACCGCCAUCUGCAAACAAGGAUGCAACCCUUUACACGGGACAUGCAGUUCACCGGGGGAGUGCAGGUGUAAAUAUGGUUGGGAAGGACCAUUGUGCGACAGAUGCUUGCGGUACCCUGGCUGUGACCACGGAACCUGCAGUGAACCCUGGCAGUGCACCUGUGAGAAGAACUGGGGCGGCCUCCUCUGUGAUAAAGAUCUGAACUACUGUGGGACCAACCGGCCCUGUAAGAACGGAGGAACAUGUAUGAACACAGAACCUAAUGAGUACAAAUGCGCUUGUCCAGACAGCUACUCUGGCAGGAACUGUGAGAUCGCAGAGCAUGCGUGUUUGUCCAACCCUUGUGCUAACGGAGGGACAUGCCAUGAAGUCCCUUCAGGGUUUGAGUGUCACUGUCCUGCUGGCUGGUCAGGGACAACCUGUGCUAAAGACACAGAUGAAUGUGUCUCCAACCCGUGCUCUGAGGGGGGGACCUGCAUUGACCUGGAGAACGGCUUUGAAUGCAUCUGUCCUCCACAGUGGACAGGGAAGACCUGCCAAAUUGACGUUAAUGAGUGUGCAGGCAAGCCUUGCCUCAAUGCUUACUCUUGCAAAAACUUAAUUGGUGGAUAUCACUGUGCCUGCUUUCGUGGAUGGGCGGGUCAGAAGUGUGACAUCAAUAUAAACAGCUGUCACGGACGGUGUCAGAAUGGUGGCAUCUGUAAGAGUACAGCUGGAGGCCACCAGUGCGUUUGCCAGCCUGGGUUUGUGGGUCGGCACUGUGAGGUCCAGAGAAACCGCUGCUCCAUCGGGCGGUGCAAGAACGGCGGGCGCUGCCACGCGCUGUUGGACGGGUUCAUGUGCGAAUGUCCAAGAGGCUUCAGUGGGACAACGUGUGAGGUGCAGGACGACCCUUGUAGCCCAAACCCCUGUCAGAACCAGGCUGUGUGCCAUAGCCUGGUGGGAGGCUUCUACUGCAGCUGCCUGGAUGACUACGAAGGCCCAACAUGUUCUGAGCUCAAGGACCACUGCAAGACCAACCAGUGCCAAGUGAUUGACAGCUGCACUGUUGCUGUUGCGACCAACGACACGGUGCAUCAGGUGCGGCACAUCUCAUCCAAUGUGUGUGGACCACACGGUCGCUGCAUCAGCCAGCCUGCUGGGAACUUUAGCUGCUCCUGUGAUCUGGGAUUUACCGGCACUUAUUGCCACGAGAACACGAACGAUUGUGCAUCAUCCCCCUGUAAGAACGGAGGCACCUGCAUUGACGGCAUCAACUCCUUUGAGUGUAUCUGCCCCGACGGCUGGGAGGGGACGUUGUGUGAUGUUGAUGUGGACGAGUGCAGUAGAAAUCCGUGUCAGAACGGAGCCCAGUGUGUGGAUCUGCUCAACGACUUCUUCUGCAGCUGUGUGAACAGCUGGAAGGGGAAAACCUGCCACCUAAGUGAGUCUCAGUGCGACUCCAACACGUGCAGCAAUGGCGGGACGUGUUUUGACCACGGAGACUCAUUUCUGUGCAGCUGCACCCCAGGGUGGGGCGGAAACACCUGCAACACAGCCAAGAACAGCUCGUGUGAUUCACGACCGUGUGAGAAUGGAGGGACAUGCGUCGGAGGAGGAGACACCUUCACCUGCAUCUGCAAGGACGGCUGGAAGGGACCCACAUGUGCACGGAAUGUUGAUGACUGCAAUCCACACCCUUGCUACAACGGAGGCGUCUGUGUGGACGGCGUGAACUGGUUCCGUUGCGAGUGCGCCCCAGGAUUUGCCGGUCCGGACUGCCGCAUCAACGUAGAUGAGUGCCAGUCCUCUCCUUGUGCCGAAGGUUCAUCUUGCAUCGAUGAGAUCAAUGGUUUCAGAUGUUUAUGUCCUCCAGGACAGGCUGGAACUCACUGUCAGGAGUUCAUUGGACUUGGGAAGCCAUGUCGCCACGGCGGCCUGCAGUUUCCUCACACCAGUCGGUGGGACGAGGAGUGCAACACCUGCCAGUGCUCCAACGGAGAGAUCAACUGUUCAAAGGUGAGGUGUGGUCGUCGACCCUGCAUCCUCCAAAAGGCUCUUCCACCCUCUGAGGCGAACCACCCAUCCUGUCCUGGGAACCACGAAUGUGUUGAGCAUCCGUUCCUCACCUGCUUCUCGCAGCCUUGUCAUCAGUGGGGUGUUUGUUCGACACCAGACCCCCUGACUUCGCUGCACACUCGGUGUGAACCCAACAGUGGUUACCUUGACAACAGCUGCGCUCACAUCACACUCAUCUUCCAAAAGGACAAAGUGCCACAGGGCACCACUGUAGAGAACAUCUGCUCAGAGUUGAGGUUCCUUCCUGUGACUCGGACUCUGGCCAGGGAGCAAACGUUGCUCAUCCUCUGUGACCUGUCCUUCUCCACCAGUGAUGCUGUGGAGGUUGCCAUGUCUUUUGAGACAGAUGGACGAUCGAAGGACAGCGACUGUGGACAGAUUCAGAGAGCAGCUAGUGCCAUCACUGACGCUUUGUCAAAACGCCACAACACCACUGUCCUGCAGGCUGUGGUGGAGGCCAAAGUGGAGGUGAAGGUGGAGUGCCCUUCUGUAGGUUAUCUGGUCCCUGUAUUGUGUGUGGUCUUCAGCAUCCUGUGGAUCUUCUGCAUCGUGGUUUGUGUUUGGUGGACCCGCAAGAGGAAGAAAGAGCGCGAGAGAGCAGCUCAAUCAGAGGAAACCACGGUGAACAACCAGGUGGAACCGCUGCAGAGCAAUAACGUAAAGACCAACCGGGACAGAGACAUUCCAUAUGAAUGCAAAAAACUGAUGGGUCCUGCUGACAGGACGUGUGACGAGGCAGAAGAGGAGGAGGAACAGACUGGUGAGGGAGAACAGGAGGAAGAUAAGGAGUGGGCACUGGGCAUGAGGGACAAGCAUCCACCUCAGAGGUGCCCCGUAGCUGAGGCCCAGAACAGGGGCUUUAUCUUGAAUGGUAGUGGGCCGGUGAAGGUGCCACAUCGGACGGCGUACAGCCUCAAAGACAACCGAUGUAAAAACCUGAACACUGCAAAGCUCGGUGAGAACAUUAACGACCACUACGUGUGACAAACUGAGGAGGAGGAGGAGGAGGGACCUUCUUCACCGUCACUGACUUGAACUCAUCAUUGCACCAAAAGUGAAGAUUACAAACGCUUUAAUAUUUUUUAAAUUCUUUAUUUAAAAUCCUUUCUCUGCAGCAUGGAGUCUUUCUUAAAACCACAAACACUAAAUAACAAACACCAAAAAAGGCGUGAAAAAUAAAUCACAGCUUCUGGAUUUCAGGAGUUUUAUUUGUCACAAUG